Messenger RNA from Prunus avium (sweet cherry), 1176 nucleotides. RefSeq names its product disease resistance protein Roq1-like. Gene Ontology annotation, molecular function: ADP binding. The record is from RefSeq and is a predicted model, not a curated record. Gene Ontology annotation, biological process: signal transduction; defense response. Lineage: Eukaryota; Viridiplantae; Streptophyta; Magnoliopsida; Rosales; Rosaceae.
AUGGCCUCAUCUUCUUCUUCUUCUUCUUCUUUUGCUAAUCCACAAAAGUAUGAUGUGUUUAUAAGUUUCAGAGGUGCAGAUACCCGGCACACUUUUACCAGUCAUCUUUAUGCUGCUUUAGUUCGCAAGAAAAUUGAGACCUACAUGGAUCACAAACUUGAGAGGGGGGACGAAAUUGGACCUUCCCUCUUGCAAGCGAUCAAGAAAUCAAAGCUUUCGUUGAUCGUUUUCUCUAAAAACUAUGCUUUUUCCACCUGGUGCUUGGAUGAACUUGUGCACAUAUUGGGAUGCAAAAAAAGUUACGGACAAAUUGUCAUACCCAUUUUUUACGACACAGAUCCAUCACAGGUACGGAAACAACACGGGAGUUAUGGAGAUGCAUUUGCUGAACUUGAAGAACGUUUCAAAGACAACAUGGACAAAGUGCUCAUGUGGAGAAAUGCCUCGAAGGAAGCAGCCAGUAUGUCUGGCUUUGAUAAUUCAAACAGAACAGGGACGGACGCUGAUUUCAUUGAGGAAGUUGUUGAAGAUGUUCUGACCAAACUGAAUCAAUCAUUGUCAAGUGAUUUAGAGGACCUGGAUCAAUUUUAUUCAAGAAAUAUUGAGGAAAUUAAAUCGUUAUUAUGCCUUGAUUCACCAGAUGUUUGCACUGUAGGCAUUUGGGUAGGCCGUAGGGUAGGCAGUUUGGGCAAGAGUUGGUUGACCACCCUUAGUGAUGGUUUAAUUCGCCGGCUGUCUCGUCAAUUUGAAGCUACUUGUUUUCUUGCAAAUGUUAAGGAGAGGUCAAAAGGACAUGGACUGAAUGACUUGAGAAAUCUACUUCUUUGUGAGAUAUUAAACGAAAAAGAUCUAAGUAUCGACACUGCAUCUGUAUCGCCGUUUAUUCAAGAAAGGCUCAGCCGUACAAAGGCCCUCAUUGUUCUUGAUGAUGUGAAUGAUUUAAGGGAGAUAAAAUAUCUAGCAUGUACUAGUCAGCUUAAGUUUGGCCCUGGAAGUAGAAUCAUUAUAACAACUAGAGAUAGGAGUCUACUUAAGAAAACUCUUCCUCAUGAUAAGAUUUACAAGUUUGGUCAUAUGGAAGGAUUGAUGUCAUGGGCAUUGAAUAGUGUUUCCGUUAGAGAUAAUGACUGCCUCAUUAAACAAGGGUUACAUGGGUGGGCAAGAUGGGUCACUUGA